Molecule: messenger RNA, 833 nt
Organism: Moneuplotes crassus
Lineage: Eukaryota; Ciliophora; Spirotrichea; Euplotida; Euplotidae
Source: the annotation of a GenBank genome assembly
AUGGAGUUUAGAGAUGGGAGAGAGGAGAUGGAGGUUAGGAAGAAGGAAUGUAAAGUUAGGGAUGAGGUAGUGAAAGGGGCUUGUUGAGGGUUUGGAUUGGGGAAAAUUCCUGAGGAUGUGUAUUUUAUAAGGUAUCAAGAGAUGUAUAACUUUCAGUUACUUUUGUUAAGAAAGAUACAAUCAUUAAAACUCUCAUCUAUACCUUCUGUGACUACAAUUGACAACAAAAAUAAGGAGGGCCUUCUCAAAACUCCGAAUGCCUUCUUCCCAAAGAGCAUCACUGAUCUUUUCAUUCAUUGUAGCCACGGCAACUUCAGAAAGAAAGAUAUCAAUAAAGGCAGUUAUAAUAAAAGGAUUGCAAUAAGUUUGAUUCCUAGAGUUAUGAAAAGAUUCACACUCGUGUGCUUCAAGUUAAGCCAGAACCAGUUCAGGAAGAUCAUCCAGGUCGGUAGACACCUUGACAAGAUUGAGCUAAGAGUCGGAGUUCUAGCCCUCAAUGGACUUAAACUCAGCAAGUCCCUUCAUUAUUGUAUUAAAGCAAUCCAUUUUGACUUUAGAGUCCAAGAUCGACUUCCAUUUAAAUUAGAAAAUAAUGGUAGUCUGAAGGAUUUCAUCAAGGCAGCUUCAGAAACUGACUUAAAGGACUCUCUUGAAGAGCUUGAGUUCCAAGGUGGAGUAUCGAAAGAUAUGCUUGUGGGAUAUGCAAAGGAUCUUGGCUUCCAAAACAUUAGUCCAAGAGAUCCUUACACUGAUUAUAUCAUCCUUACUCUCAUCCGCCAAACAAUCCUCUAAUUAGAACCUCUCACCUAAUCCCCCUCAUUCAAUCUUAUUCA